This is a messenger RNA of Anneissia japonica, 611 nucleotides long. RefSeq lists its product as uncharacterized. The record is from RefSeq and is a predicted model, not a curated record. Gene Ontology annotation, biological process: regulation of apoptotic process. Gene Ontology annotation, molecular function: protein binding. Lineage: Eukaryota; Metazoa; Echinodermata; Crinoidea; Comatulida; Comatulidae. The transcript has 3 exons. The coding region runs from base 150 to 611 and encodes 153 amino acids.
GUUUCAUUUCAAGUAAGACACCUUUACAAAGUAUCUAAGAGUUAGACUUUAUCCAACAGUUAGGAAGUAGGAGUAGAAAGUUUGUGAAAUUUGUGAAGCUCACCAGUUUGAGUAGAGUAUUGCUGUGAGAAGUAAAGCACACAAGAAGGAUGAAGGAAUCGGAGUUAAUGGAGAUGCUGGGGAAAAUUUCUGAUGCAAUCACCAAGCAAGAUGAAAAGUAUGUAGACAUGUUGAGGGUUUUGUACAGAGAUCUUGCAAAUGUUAAAACAGAAUUAGAGGAAGCUAAGUCUGCAUUUGAUUUAUUCAAAAGACUGAUAGCACCAGGAAUUUUGAAGCCAACAGACAUUUCUGUUUUGUUUGAAACAAUUGAACUGACUGGAUUGAAAUAUUUGAUAGAGAUAAUCAAGACAUAUGAGACAUAUCCUGAUGAAGUGAAGAUCACUCGAUUUACACCACAUCGUCAACAGGUUGUUGCUCUGGGAAAAGACUUUUCUGUUAAAGACCUUCAGAAGGUUGGUCAGUUGUAUGAAGGCAAUUUUUCUAACCCAUGGAAACUGAUUCAACAUCUUGAAGAUGCAUCUGUUCUAACUGAAAAUAGCAGGGAGGGCUGA